This is a messenger RNA of Cicer arietinum (chickpea), 682 nucleotides long. RefSeq names its product large ribosomal subunit protein eL33w. The record is from RefSeq and is a predicted model, not a curated record. Gene Ontology annotation, biological process: translation. Gene Ontology annotation, molecular function: structural constituent of ribosome. NCBI's taxonomy places the organism in Eukaryota, Viridiplantae, Streptophyta, Magnoliopsida, Fabales, Fabaceae. Gene Ontology annotation, cellular component: ribosome.
ACCCUAAUUGGCCCACUCCGUCGGUUAUACGUAUAUAAUAACCCUGCGUCUAACUUCAGUAGGUUUCCGGCGAGCCGAACGAAGUUGAUCGAAACCGAAGCAGCCAUACCAAAAAUGGUUAAAGGACGACAAGGUGAACGUGUUAGGCUUUACGUCAGGGGUACAGUUCUUGGAUACAAGAGGUCCAAGUCAAAUCAAUACCCAAACACCUCUCUUGUCCAGAUUGAGGGAGUAAACACUAAAGAAGAGGUUUCUUGGUAUGCUGGGAAGCGCAUGGCAUACAUUUACAAGGCUAAAGUAAAGAAGGAUGGUAGCCAUUAUCGUUGCAUUUGGGGUAAGGUUACAAGGCCUCAUGGUAACAGCGGUAUAGUCCGUGCAAAGUUCAAGUCAAAUUUGCCACCAAAAUCAAUGGGAGCUAGGGUUAGAGUAUUCAUGUAUCCAAGCAAUAUAUAAGAUUAUCCUUACCUGUGUCUAGAAGGCAAAUGCAUUAUUGAAGUUAAUUUUUGGUCUUUUUUUUUUUAAUCUCUGAACAGAAUAGUUCCCUUUUUUAGGAUGGUGAAUGAACAUGUAUUAUUCAUCCUUUCUUUUGGUAUGAAUCCUGAUUUCCUAAUAGAUUUUCCCGCUAAUAUUGUUUCGAUUGGUUAAGUUUCUAAAUGAUGUGUUAAGUUUUAGUUUUCUUAUA